AUGACUGAAGCCAAACAAGAUUUAAUUGAAUUAUCAACAAAUCCUUUAGAGGAAUGGAUAAAUACACAUUAUGAUGAAUUGUGUGCAGGUAUGACGUGUAAAAAUGCUCUAUUCUGCAAACCAUCAGACAUGAAAGACAAGAAUUUUCAAAUGAGCAUUAAGGAUAAAUGUGAUAAGAAACAGAGAAGAAUAGAUGGUAAACAAACAUGGUGUUAUGUUUUGAAAGAAGAAAUGAAAGGAUUAUAUAAACAGGUUGAACCAAACGAUAAUGAGGAUUCAUUUACUGACGAUGAAAUACCUGUAAAUGAAGCUUUAUAA
Trichomonas vaginalis G3 is the source of this 318-nucleotide messenger RNA. RefSeq lists its product as uncharacterized. The record is from RefSeq and is a predicted model, not a curated record. Lineage: Eukaryota; Parabasalia; Trichomonadida; Trichomonadidae. Bases 1 to 318 code for a protein of 105 amino acids. The transcript has a single exon.